GCCGGUGCACGCGCGCAUACGCGUCAAUACACUCGGUGCGCAUAGUAUCUCGCGGACGCGCCGAACGUGGUGGAUUUAUGCCCGGCGACAAGUGGUAGUCGUUGACGAUUUUUCGACCAAUACACUGUUAAAUUUACAAACGCCCCAGCCGUCUCUCGCGCGAAUACUCUCCGCGCCGUUUCCGUCUCUCCAAUUCAACAAACAAACAUUUUUUUUUUAGUUGUAUAAAAAUAUUGUACAAGUAUAAUUAUUCGAUUUUAUAUUACUUUAAUUCGGUGUAUUGUUUUCAAUUUAUUUUCGCUAUCGGUAUUCAUUUAUUUAUCCGUUAUAAUUAAUAAGUGCGGUGGUGAAGUGCGACUGGACGAGUGCGUACACAUUAUUGCGUCUGUGCGAGAGUCUCCAGCAAAUUUAUACUCGGCAAAUAUUUGCAGGCGCAUACCUACCGCGAUUGUUUAUGAAACGUCCACGCGAUUCUUUUUGAUUGCUGUAACAGUGAACAAAUUCGAAAAAGUUUUUUUUUUUUUUUUUUAAUUAUACUCGGUAAACAAAUUUGACCUUGUGAAAAAUAGCUAUAAUUUUUAUAAUUUUUACUCGGGGUGAAUGACCGUCGACGAGGACUCGCCCUUUAAUGAUCAACAGGGUAGAAUUUGACCGUUACCAUUAUCGACGUACUGCAGCAGCCACAAACCAGACACAUCGGUCCGAUAUACGGAGCGAUAUUCAAAACAGUCCAUCGUCACCGAUUAAAACCGCUGGUAGCCAACAGUCUAGGUAUUAUGCGAUUUUCGUACAUGUCGGUGCUUCAUCGGUCGAGAUGAAAUCGUCAGACGACGACAAGCACUGUGUCGGUCCUCACAAACCACAAAUUCCAACCGAUUCUUGGAAGAGUGCUGGAUGAUAGUGUCUGUCGGGGCGGUGAGUCUGUAGAACCACCCCAACUGGAUCCCGAGUGGCUGAGGGCGGAGACGAGCGGCGACCCCGUAAUGCGGCUGUCCAACGGCAGCGAAGGGACUACCGAUUCAAUGGUGGAAAUGUUGCAGUUUAACGAGCAUUUCCUGGACGAGGAUGGUGCUAAAUUCAUGUUGAACCCCGCGGAGCUGGACGAUCUAUUGGGACGCGAUCAGUACGCUGCCGACGGUUCACCGAUCGUAGUGUCCGCGCAACAACAACACCACCACGGUCAUCACCACCAUCAUCACCAGCAACAGCAGCCGAACAACGUUGAUCAGCCUAAUACGAAGCCGGCUUCGAAUUUCGCCGACCUCAAACCGCUGAUGCCGUUCCACACGAUCACUGAGCGCGUCAAUAUCAACGGUAUACCGGGCCACCAUUACCAGUCGAUCGCGUCCAAUAACCGGGUGGCCGAGAACAACAACAAUACGGCCACGGCCAAUAACAACAUGUACUACCAAAACGAAUACCUGGUCACGUCAUCCACAAAUUCGGGGCUGACCAAGUUCAAAGAGGAGGAUACGUUUGUCGACAAUCAGUUCGACGAGUUUGAGAUGCUAAUGGGCAGUCCGUCGUUUGGUCCAGACACCACAGUGACGGCCAGCGGUGACCACGCGGCCGUGGACGGGCCGGACGAGUGGCUAAGCGUGGGUGAUGAGUGGGCCUCGUACGAGCACCCGAAUGGCUCACCGCAAGACAGUAAGUCCGGCAUACUGGCCGACGUCACCAUACACGACCUGGUGGCCAGUUCACAGUUCCCUGGCAUGCCUAACGGCGUGGGUACAGGCGCCACCGGUGGCGGAGCGAGCACAGGUGGUGGGGGUGGUUACCAUCAGCAGCCACCAUCCAUGCAGCAGAAGCCAAACAUGUACCAGCAGCCGCAGCAGCCACCCCGCGAGCUGGUCACGUCCAACGUACCACCGUCGGCACCCCGUCCAGCGGCCGCGGCGUUCAUGCCACUGUUGCAGAGCCGUCUGCAAAACGGGCCGGCCAACAAGGCGCCGCUGCAAGACGCGGGCAGCUAUCACAUGGACUGUGCGUCGUCACCUUCGUCGUCCACCCCGUCGUACCUAGCGCACAGCCCGACCAGCCAUGUGGUCAGCACCACCGACCUAGGCGGGUACCUGCCGUCCGCGGCCGCGGUGCACAGCUCGCGGCCAUCGCCCGAGUUCGCGCACACCACUACACCCGGUCAGGGUGCGCACAUGGUGACGAAAAAGUCGCGCAACAGGAGCGGCAAGACCAAGGGUAGCGGAGGUGGUGGUGGUGGCGGAGGAGGCGGGAGUGGGUCAACCGCCAGGAGCACCGUGGUAUACUGUUCGGACGGCAACGUGGCCAGGGAACGAACGGUGCACAACUGUCACAUAUGCAACCGCGGGUUCUUGAACAAGAGCAACAUCAAAGUUCACCUGCGCACGCACACGGGCGAGAAACCGUUCCGGUGUGAGGUUUGCCAGAAAGCGUUCCGGCAGAAGGCUCAUCUUAUCAAGCACGCACAGAUACACAAACGGAGCGGCAGGGAUUGAGCAGCCGCGACCGACUACACGGUGCACUGCGCAGUCCUUCUCGCCGGGCUCUACUGUCCUUCCAUUACGCCACCCGUCCUGCGUCGAAUAACUCUUCGCACAGAACACCGCGAAAAAUGCAGGUAUCAAAUAUUACGUUUACAUCACGUUACGUUGUCGACACGCGCGUAAAAUGUGUUUUAUUGUUUUCGUUAUUUCACUCUAUCUCCACCGGCAACCUCCGUUAUCGUUCCGCAUUCUACAUACCUCCCUAACCCCCCCCCCCACACAC
Messenger RNA from Sipha flava (yellow sugarcane aphid), 2748 nucleotides. It is a transcript of the gene ich, whose product is annotated as PR domain zinc finger protein 13. Gene Ontology annotation, molecular function: RNA polymerase II transcription regulatory region sequence-specific DNA binding; DNA-binding transcription factor activity, RNA polymerase II-specific. The transcript has 4 exons. Gene Ontology annotation, cellular component: nucleus. The record is from RefSeq and is a predicted model, not a curated record. Lineage: Eukaryota; Metazoa; Arthropoda; Insecta; Hemiptera; Aphididae. Gene Ontology annotation, biological process: embryonic pattern specification; regulation of transcription by RNA polymerase II; embryo development. Bases 984 to 2477 code for a protein of 497 amino acids.